GGGAGAAAUUGCUACCCGCUUUCAAAAUGGCGUCUGAAAUGUUCACACAUUUUCUGAUAUAAAUAACUCGGUACAGCCAACUGUUUGUUGAGAUUACACAGAGAAACAUAUUUUUCAAAAAUCAGAAUGGACACAAGCCCUCUGAAGCCUGAGGACUCGGAAGCAGCAGCCAUCUUAAUGGAUGUGUCCCAGCAGUGUGAGACCUCUGUCUUCAACAACCAAUCACAGGCAGCAGGCAUUCUUAUGAAUGUAACCCAUCACAGCGAAAUGACCAUCAGUCAGGCUGGCGGGGCAGCCAUGCUGCUGGACAUCGACCAGCACAGUGUAGAUGUUCCGUCUGAUGCAGUGCUGAUGGCAGUGGAUGGAAGUCAGGACCCCCAACAUACCUUCAUCCCAUCUGAUGACAACUCCAACCUGAACGCCAUCGCCCCAUCUGACAACACAAGCUUGCACACCAUCGCCCCAUCUGACAACACAAGCCUGCAUACCAUAACACUGUCAGACAAUACAAGCUUGCACACCAUCGCCCCAUCUGACAAUACAAGCUUGCACACCAUCGCCCCAUCUGAAAAUACCAGCCUGCACAACAUUGCCCCAUCUGACAUCAAAACUGAGGCCAGUACAGAGACCUACGACCUUACGGAGGCUGCACCAUCCAGCAUGACCCGAGCGGCAAGCAGCAGUUCCAGGUGAUGUCCACAGAUGGUCAGUAUCAUACUAUCACCCUUGCAGGAGUAGAGGAGAGUAUGGAAGAAUCAGGAAAUGUCCAGAUGACGGUCCAGAUCGACACACCAGGAAGAGAGACGAAACUGUGACAGUGGCAGGACUCACUGAUGGAUAUAAUCUGGAGUCUCUGGCACAGAUCGCAGAAAUUGUUGUCAACAGUAGCGACCGCAGCGCUAAUCUUGUCAGCAUCCCCGAAGACACUGCAACCAUCCAGAACGUCCGCCUCAUCGAUGAGCAGUACAUUGCCAUGAAGGACAAUGGAGAUGGCAAGCCAGUAUGUGUUAAAACAGAACCUGAUGGGAGAAACCAUGUGACAGUUGAUCAGACCCAGACUCAGACUCAGAAUCUUGUGGCGGUUGAUCAGACUCACGGAUCUCAGAACCUUGUGUCGCUAGCGCAGAUCGCAGAGCUGGUAAUAAACCAAGGAUGCCUGGAGACGAGUGAUGGUCUGAACCCCAACAUCCAUCAGUUGCAGAUCGGCUCAGAUGCCAACAACCAGCCCUAUGUCUUAUCAGGCCUUGAUUCCAACAUCAGUAGCGUGCAGACAGUCACAUCCACACCUAGAAAAAUCUCUCAGAUGAGAGCGCCAUCCAGAAAAAACACCACAGAAUAUAUUGCAGUUCCAUUGAAGAAGCCGUUACCAGGUUCAUCUACAGCUGGUGCCAGCAACUACACUACAACCAUCCUCCCGGAUAGUCGCAACCCUCCACAGAAGCUUCCUCCAGAGAGGAACAUCUACAGCAAAAUCAAGGCUGAGAAUGGAGAGUGUUACAUGGUGGUGCUUCCCGACUCCGACACCCUCAAUCCAACUCAGCUGCGUGAUCUCCUGACCAGCUACUCAGCCAGUCACACAAAGUCUGCCCUGGGAGAUCGGUCGGAAUCAGCUGAGGUGACCAUCAAGGUGGAACCAGAGAAGCCGAUGAUGUAUUCAGCAGGAUCCCAGACAUCCAACCGUAAAUAUUCCAAACUUUGGCCAACUGCCAACAAAUCAUCAAAUGUGGUUGUCACAGAAGCAGCAAGGUCAUCCUGUCCAGGAGAGAGUGUUGAACGUCAGGUAACUGGCGGAGAUACAUCCAGCAAGGAAACGUCAGGAACAGCAUCAGAUUUAGUGGUUGAGGUUGUGAAGCUGGGAAACAGUACUAAUGAUGACUUGUUUGAUAACACCGUGAAGGUGAAGAUCGAGAAGCCGGAUGAAGCUGCAGAAGUUGCUGGGGAGGAAGACCAAGCCAGCAGUAUGAUCGACAGUAUUGAUAACUGUGGACAUGAAGUGGCCGCUGGGAACAGACGGUCGUCCAGUGAACCUCGGCCCGAGACCAGGACUGUCACGGUCCAGACUGACAUCACUUCUGAAUGCUACAUCAAUGUGACCCCCGAGGAACUCAAUAUCAACAGAAGGAAGCCGAGGGUGCAUGCUGGCAGAAAACGCUUGUAUCUCGAUGACCCCAGACCUUCCACAGACUCAGCACAAGUUGUGCAAACACUAGUGUCUCCAUUUUUGAAAAGAAAAAAGUUGCUUGAUCUGGAAAAUGCGUUUUAUAUCUGUGGAACAUGUGAGUCAAAGUUCUCAACGGCUGAUGAACUCAAGACUCACAGCAAGGAGCAUAAGUUAAAGAAUGUGUUCUGUCCGGCAUGCAAGAGGAAAUGUUCCAAUGUGAAGAUUCUAGCAGACCAUGUGAUCUCUCAUACUCGCUGUAAAACUUUCAAGUGUAGUGUCUGUACCACAAAGACCGUGUUCAGAUCAGCGGAGGCUUUCAAGACCCAUGUCAGUGAGCAUCUCAGUGUGCAGCACUUCCGAUGCGGAUCCUGUGGACAGAAGUUCCCUCAUGUUGCCAAUCUCCGGGUCCAUAUGAGAGUACACACUGGCGAAAAACCAUUCAUUUGUGAUAAAUGUCCCAUGGCAUUUUCCCAAAAGGCACCGCUUGAAGCUCAUGUGAGUUCAUUCCAUAACAAGGAAAAGCCCUUUCAGUGCGGGGAGUGCAGUAUAAAUUUCGCAAGGAAAACUGACCUAAAAAUCCACAUGCGCAUCCAUACUGGCGAGCGUCCUUACAAGUGUGAGCUGUGUGGCAAGACAUUCACAUCUAACUCUGGUCUCACAAGCCAUAAGAAGACCCACUUCCGGAGUCGGUAUCACAAGUGCAGCAACUGUGAGAAGAGUUUUGACACUCCGACUCGGCUCAAACGCCAUGUUGCGCUCUGGCAUUCCGGGGACCGGGUCCUCAAGUGCCGUAUCUGCAACAAGGAGAUUGGGAACAAAUCCGAGCUUCGGGCACAUAUGCAGCUCCACUCCAGCGAACCGUUCCCAUGUGUUCGAUGUGGUUAUGGGACGGACAAGAAGGAUUUACUGGCAAACCACAUUCAAGAAAAUCACCCAGAACUUGUUAGUAAAAUGCCCGAGUUAUUUGACUCUAAUGCCCAGUUAGAUCAAGAAGGCAAAACCGCAGACACUAAGGUUAUUGAGAUCAAGUGGUAAAUAUUAUCAUGUGACAUUUAUUAAAUUGAUUUGAUGAAAUAGACCUGACUGACUGCACAAAAAUGGCCAAGCUUCUUUGAUUUCGUCAUUUACAAAUUUCUAGUUAGAGUUGGUUCAAAUAUGAUGCAAAACAUAUUUGUUCAGUUGAGUAUUUUUUUCACUUUGACAUUGGCUUGGGAUGGUUGGUUUAGCCUGAAAAGUGAAAUAAAUGGCAGUUUGAUUUAA
Haliotis rubra (blacklip abalone) is the source of this 3421-nucleotide messenger RNA. RefSeq names its product zinc finger protein 62-like. Bases 974 to 3196 code for a protein of 740 amino acids. The record is from RefSeq and is a predicted model, not a curated record. The transcript is spliced from 2 exons. Lineage: Eukaryota; Metazoa; Mollusca; Gastropoda; Lepetellida; Haliotidae.